Molecule: messenger RNA, 1458 nt
Organism: Perkinsus marinus ATCC 50983
Lineage: Eukaryota; Perkinsozoa; Perkinsida; Perkinsidae
Exons: 3
Coding region: 1-1458 (485 amino acids)
Source: RefSeq, a predicted model, not a curated record
AUGUCAUUUAAUUUCUACCAAUUCCCAGAUGUCGAACAAGAAGUUAUCGACUAUGUCCUCGCGGAUGAGUCAAGUCGUGCAUAUGUAGUACCACUACUCAUUGAAAUAGAGCACGAAUGCAACCCUGCUAUAUUAACGCCAUCUUUGGUGUGCAAAGUGAAGCCCGUGAAGAGCACUUAUGAGGAUCUCCUACGAGAAUACGACGUCCGAGAAGAACACGUGAUUCUGGCUGGGAACACGUUCGUAGAGUUGGAGCAUGCCCAUAUCACUGACACUUCUACUGCAGUGUUGACCUUGCCAUCUGGGGAGUCCGUAGAUCUCCUUACGUCACCUGGCUGUGAGAUUAGGCUCCGGCCACCUGCAUACGGGUACUAUAGUGUAACGGUUAAGCACGGCGAUACUGACGAUGUGGUUGUCUAUGGCUUUGUGGCGACUACGCACGUUUCACGGUUUGGUAGUGCCUUGGACCAGUACCAAGAUGCCUCUACGUUCGCGUGGAGGAGUCGUAGGUCGGCUAACGGCAGUUUUGACCCUGACUGUUACGGCGACUGGAAUGAAGAGCUCGCUGCCGCAGUAGUGGGCGUAUUGGAGAUUAUUGAUGAUGAACAGUGGCAGUCAGAGCAGUCCGUGAUCGUUCGAAUGACCAGUGCCCAGAUUGUACCAAUGUGCAGAGACCUCCUUGAUCGGGUGUUAGAGUACCAGGAUGGGACCGCGAUGGGACAACUAGUUGGUUCACUUCGAGAUAUGCUCGCCUCAGCUCAGCUCACUGGAUGGUCAGCAGGCUGGGGUAAACUCUAUGAUGCCGUGGUGGCAUUCGAGCGAGCCCGGUUCAUGUCACUCACGCGCGUCGCGAAGGAGAGGCUCUUGAAGUUGUUACAGCAGUUGUUGGAUGCCGCUGAUCUCUAUUAUAACGAUAGUAGCAUAACUGAUGGUUACUCUCAAAAAUGGCGGAGCGGAGCUCGAGACCAACUUGCUAUGGAGCUCAACAGUGGCAUCAUCGACAACCCCCUAGUCGUAUCAGGGAUGGCCUUCAGCGGUGGGACUCUGGGCGAUUGGAUGAGCUCGUUGAUGAUGGUGAGUCAGUGUGGUGACACCGACAAGAGUCCCCAUCGUAUAUGGCCACCGUCCUUCAUGAUCAACCCGUUGGACCCUAGCUUUGAUACAGUACUGCUCAACGGCUCCGAAGCUGCGACUGGCGGGGGAUUUGCUAUUUCUAAGAACUCUAUGAUGCCCUUUCUAUCGGGGAUGGAGUCGAUCGAGACCUUGAGUGAGGUGCUCGGUGCCCUACUAUACGCUGGUAUUGGAUAUGCGGGACAGACUCAGAUGUACUCAGGAGACCAACAGACGAGCUCUGAUGAAAGUAAGGAGACCUGGGCGGGAAUGGUCGGAGCUCUGAGCAUCAGGUCAGAUGAGGAACCUCCCAGUGCUGGGCCGAGAUGUUCUUUGUGGAGUGUGUGA